ACAACCAAACUCCUUAAAGAAAAAAGAAAGGUCAAAUAUGUUUUACUAUGUAAUUGUUCUCCCUUUAGCUCUCUUUCUUUUGGCUUACAAAUUAUUCUUCACCUCCAAACCGCAGCGUUUCAACCUCCCUCCCUCUCCACCUUAUUCUCUCCCAAUCCUCGGCCACCACCACCUCCUAAAACCGCCGGUCCACCGUCUCUUCCACCGCCUUUCCAAAACACACGGCCCAAUCUUCUCCCUCCAAUUUGGCUCCCGCCGUGCCGUCGUAAUCUCCUCCUCCUCACUCGCAACACAAUGCUUCACAGGCCAAAACGACAUCAUUUUAUCAAACCGGCCUUGUUUCCUAACCGCUAAAUAUGUCGCUUACAACUACACAACCGUUGGAACCGCGCCUUAUGGGGACCACUGGCGUAACCUCCGCCGCAUUUGCUCCCUAGAAAUCCUUUCCUCGAACCGUCUCACAAACUUCCUCCACAUCCGCAAAGACGAAAUCCGCCGCAUGCUCACGAGACUUUCACGUGACGUCAACAAAGAGAUCGAGCUCGAGCCCCUCUUGUCCGAUCUAACGUUCAACAACAUCGUGAGGAUGGUUACAGGGAAGAGAUACUACGGCGACGAAGUCCAUAAUGAAGAAGAGGCGAAUGUUUUCAAGAAACUGGUCGCCGAUAUCAACGACUGUAGCGGCGCGAGGCAUCCCGGAGAUUACUUACCAUUCAUGAAGAUGUUCGGAGGGAGCUUGGAGAAGAAAGUAAAAGCUCUUGCGGAAUCCAUGGAUGAGAUCUUGCAGCGUUUGCUUGAAGAGUGUAGGAGAGAUAAAGACGGUAACACUAUGGUUAAUCAUUUGCUCUCUCUCCAACAACAUGAACCAGAGUAUUACACUGACGUCACUAUCAAAGGCCUAAUGCUGGUCUAUUUUACUUUAUUCCAUUUCGGGCAUAGACGAUUUGAUUUGAGAUUAGUCGUUGUACCGAAUUGGUAUCCAUACGGUAUGGUCUACAAUCUACACCGAGAUCCAGAGCUCUGGAACGAACCGGAGAAGUUUAAACCAGAGAGGUUUAACGGCGGAGAAGACGUUCAUAAACUGAUGCCGUUUGGGAAUGGACGGAGAUCGUGUCCCGGCGCCGGAUUAGGGCAGAAGAUCGUGACGUUGGCGUUAGGUUCGUUGAUUCAAUGUUUCGACUGGGAAAAAGUCAACGGCAAAGCAAUCGAUAUGACGGAGACUCCGGGGAUGGCGAUGCGUAAGAAAGUGCCUUUAUGGGCUUUGUGUCAAUCUCGGCCCAUAAUGAAUAAGCUUCAGGCCCAUUAAAAAGGUUAGCUUUUUAAUUUUUUUUUGUGCUUUUCUAUUUUCUAUGCAUGUAAAAUGGUUAGAGAUGUGAGAUUUUGCUUCGUUUGUGUAACGAAGGUUAUGUGUGUAAUUCGAACAAAUGAAAUUCUAUGUUUUGC
This is a messenger RNA of Arabidopsis arenosa, 1443 nucleotides long. The record is from the annotation of a GenBank genome assembly. Lineage: Eukaryota; Viridiplantae; Streptophyta; Magnoliopsida; Brassicales; Brassicaceae.